GAAAUGGGGUCGCAAUUCAAAGGCUGGUCUUGACCUUGGAACAGGUAUCUUGAUGCCUCCGUGCGUCCUCUUUCCAUCUAUCAGACUUAAACACUUGUGGAUAUUGGCCCUAGCACUGAUAGUUUCAUUUAUCAUAGUCGAUCACCACGAUUUUUCGUUAGUUCCAAUCUGGGCUUUCCAUUUGAAUGGCACCAAACCUGUUCAAAAUUAUUCAAGUGAUAGUUAUGUUUUUCCAUCAAAUACCAUUGUUGAAUAUGUACACAAUGGUUACAGCACUUUCAUGUCAGUUGUCGCUUCUACCUCUGAAUAUAUUUCCUUUGAGCUUCCUAUGAUGGAAACCGUUGUGAAUUCAAUUUCUGGGCUUGAUUGGAAAGCAACUAAGUUUCUGGAAUUUCGGAAAGUUGUAGGUAAAGGCUUUCGUGGACAUACGUUGCGAAAACGAUCUCUCAACUACAAAAACAGACUAGUAACUAAUUAAUUUUUUCAAUAAUCACAGUAAUUGAUCAAGAUACACGUUGUUGUAGAGGUCUGCAGGUUAAAGUCGGACAUGAGGGAACUUGUUGUUGAAGUGGCACUAUACGACAACCGUUUUGUAAUGAUGUGGGAAAGACCUUUGUAUCGGAUACGAGAAGAAGAAUUCAUGACGGAUCCGAAAUCUACCUCAGUCUCCUUAUCAGUCGUUCCAACUUGUGGUUUAGUAUAUCCAAGACAAUGUGGAGUGGUUUUCGUUGGAUUUCCGACAAAUACCAUCCAUGAUGAUCAUUAUUCCACAAUAUCACUCUCGUUGGAAGAUGGCAUGGUGUUUUGGUAUCAUUUGGCUGGCGAUUUCGAAGGCUCGUCAAGAAAGUUUCAUGAUUUAAUAUCGAAAAACUGGAAAUUAAGUCUGUCGAAGCAGUUUCAGUUCAGCACACAUGGUGAAUCACCGUGGAUAGAAUAUAGAGGCUGUCUUUCCCAAGUUUUGCCUGUUCGUUGGUUCGGCAUGUAUAGCAGCGAAAUCCAUCUUGUAUAUGCAGCAAAAGAUUCCAGAUACGAUUUCGGAGGUCGUCUGCCUGACCCAAAUGCAAUAGCAGUCAUCCAUCCAUUAGGUCUGGAUCUUCUGGAUUCGAAGUCUGGACGUCCACUUACUACUAUCGCAUUAAAAUGGAAAGUCGGAUCAGUAUACGCAAUCCUGUCCACUUCAGCAUCAAACAACUUUAUUCAUUGGAAGCUAGGAUUGCCCACUAUCUACGAAAUACGAGUUUCUUCACAAAUUACCGAGUAUCCAUCAAGUGGUUUACGAGUGAAAAUACAUCAUGCUUCUGAUGAAACUAAAGCAUCUCUUGAAAGUGAUUUUUCACAUACCAUUGACUGUCAAGGACUUUUCAUUCGUUAUGAAUAUUCAUCUAAUAAUUGGGAGUUAGACAAAUCUGUGUAUUCAAAUUCACUGUUCGAGGUUCAUUCAUCCACAUUCCAUGGUUUAUGUCGACCAUUCAAACUAUGGGAGUAUGCCAGACUGGGUAGAUCAGAUUGGCAAGAGGACGAAAGAAAAUCACUUCCACCAAUUGUUGUUAAAAGGCAUAGUGAAAUAUCAAGUUUGGCUGGAUUGUGGCACUCACUGUUGAAUAACAAAGGUGGUGAAUUCGAUUUGCAUAUACGAAAUCAACGUCUAACUUAUUUGAACGAACACGAAUAUCAUGACAUUUUCUUUUUAACUUCGGAUGGAACUAUUACUUCUGUAUCAAACCACGGUCAUGAAAACUGGCGAGUAAAUUCUGACGUCUCCUGGUUACAAGUCUCACGCACAUUGAGAAAUUUUGAAUCUCCUGGCGGUGAAAGAUCUGUUGACCGGAAUUUGAGUGACCUGUAUAUAAAGCAUUUUCAUCCUGCAUUGAUUGCCGUUGAUCUAACACCGCUAGGCACGGUAUAUAUGCGUAACUUGAAUAUGUUUCCCCAAAGUAAGCCUGUCGUAUCAGUAAUGCCCCUAAUCGUAUCUGUCGGUUGGGAUUCUGUCAGUAUUGUUGAUCGAUCGAAUGGAAAGUUUUUGGCUACACACAGGCUUCCAACUCAACCAACUGGUCAACCUAUAGCUGUUCCACUUGUGCUGCACAAUGCAACAAAACCGUUGGAGGUGGUUUAUGCCCUGAGUCUACUGUUGGUUCCGUGCAAUGAUUUAAUCGUUGGUUUCGUUGUAGUUCAGAGUUUGCGUGUAUGGAUUCUGUUACCGUUGAUAGUUAGUUUGGUUAUAUCAUUUUCCGUGCUAACCUUGUGUUGUGAUUUAGAUGCACGAAAUACGGGGAGUACAUAGCUGUUUCACGAAGAGGCUGUAUAUUCACACACAUGGUGUUUUGUAUUUUCUUAUUUUCAUGCAAUCUUUAAACUGUUAUAUUGCUAACAUUGGUUUGACUCCUUGUAUAUAUUGAGAAAAGUGUGUUUAAGCUGUCCGGAACUUUGUCAGUGUUGUUGUUGGUUGAACUGGAUGUUAUGCAGUGAUCCGUUUUAGUCUUACCAAAUAAUUUCCAAUUAUUACUUAUUUUUGUUUGUAUAUUCUAUGUAAAUAUUUCUUGCUAUACGUAAUAGUAAAAAUAAUUACGAGGAGUUGGCUUUUCACGAAAUAUUUAUAGAGCAAAAUGAUCGGAAGUUAUUUUACUUGAGUUUUACCUUGUUUACAAAAAAAAACGUUAAAAUAUACACAAAACAAUCGCCUACUAAAUAAAUUUAACAAAAGUAAAGG
Messenger RNA from Trichobilharzia szidati, 2710 nucleotides. Lineage: Eukaryota; Metazoa; Platyhelminthes; Trematoda; Strigeidida; Schistosomatidae. The record is from the annotation of a GenBank genome assembly.